ACUGGAGAGUGAUGAAAAGCGAACACAAUCAUUCAACCAAUUGGGCCCCUUAAUAUAUAUACGAGAGCACCAAAACUAUUCCCUAUUCAAAUAUUUCUCUUUCUCUUCAAUUCUUUGAGAAAUUCAUUCAUCCAUCCAUGAUCGGUGAAAAGAAAGCUGCAAAUGCAAUGGGAGGCAAGACGGCCCGAGCUUGCGACAGCUGUUUACGCCGGCGGGCUCGCUGGUUUUGCGCCGCCGACGACGCUUUUCUUUGCCAGGCGUGCGAUGCCUCGGUGCACUCCGCUAACCAGCUAGCGAGCAGGCACGAAAGGGUUCGGCUCCAAACUUCAUUAUCUCUGAGGCUCUCUACGACGGCAGAUGAAGAUUCUCCGCCGGCGUGGCACCGGGGUUUCACGCGCAAGGCGCGAACCCCGCGCAAUAAUCACAAACCUAAAGAGGAAUUAGAGAGAGGGGUGUUCAACCCCCUGCCUUUUGUUCCGGAGAUUGGCAGUGAAGAAGGGGGGUCGCCGGAUGCCGGCGGCAACGAUGACGACGAGCAGCUGCUUUAUCGGGUUCCGGUGUUCGACCCUUUUGCUGCCGAGCUUUGCAAUGAGAUGGGGAACGCGAUUGUCGAUGAGAGAACCACCGUGGGUGAUGACAUGGAUGAUUUACACGGGCUUCUUCCGUCGGAUAUGGAGCUUGCUGAGUUUGCUGCUGACGUGGAGAGCCUACUUGGCAAAGGGGUUGAGGAUUAUUGUUGCGACGUUGGAGAGGGAAGAUCGGUGAAGGUUGAAGAGGAAGAAGAGUUGGAAGACAUUGUAGCAUGUCAGUUCAAUCCGCCGGUCGAUAUGAUGAGAGAAACAUUAGAUUGGAAUAUUUUCGAUUACGAUGAGUCCGCGGCGGCCGAAGAGAAGGUGGAGCAGAAGGUUGCUCCCAUGGCGGUGGCCGAGAACAAGAUGAUGAAGGGGGAGAUGAUUUUGAGGCUAAAUUAUGAGGCAGUUAUAGCAGCUUGGGCCAGCCAUGAGUCUCCAUGGACAGCAGGAACACGACCGGAGAUCAAUCCCAACGGUUGCUCGCCAGACUUUCUGGGUUUGUUUGGUAGAGAAGGGAAUGAGGCAUAUGGAGGAGUUGGAAGGAGUGAUGACGUGGGAAGGGAAGCAAGGGUGUCAAGGUACAGAGAAAAGAGAAGGACGAGGUUGUUUUCGAAGAAGAUAAGAUACGAAGUAAGGAAACUGAACGCGGAGAAGAGGCCUAGGAUGAAAGGGAGAUUUGUUAAGAGGACUCCGUUCAUGGGGGCAACUGUCUCUCCUAAUUACCUCAACAAAUGAUUAAGCCCUUCUCUCUCUCUCUCUCUCUAACAGGGAUUAUAUUGCAUUAAUCUAUGUAUGAGCCUUUGAGGGUGCAUAUAUGUUGUUCUUCUAACCAAAAUAUUGCUUAUCUGGCCUGCAAACCACUAAUAAAAUUCAUGCAG
Messenger RNA from Corylus avellana, 1450 nucleotides. It is a transcript of the gene BBX16, whose product is annotated as B-box type zinc finger protein with CCT domain-containing protein. Gene Ontology annotation, biological process: regulation of DNA-templated transcription. Gene Ontology annotation, cellular component: nucleus. The record is from RefSeq and is a predicted model, not a curated record. NCBI's taxonomy places the organism in Eukaryota, Viridiplantae, Streptophyta, Magnoliopsida, Fagales, Betulaceae. Gene Ontology annotation, molecular function: zinc ion binding; protein binding.